UGACAAAAUGGAACCCAGCCAGCAGUGUGAGGAGACCUGAAAGUGGCACAUGGCAGAGUGUGGCGUUGGAGACAGCAGCAAUGGGAGGCGGGGUACAAGGACCCAUGAGACACUGUGGACCUGGCAGCAGCGUGAGGAGGCUGGUACAGGGGCCCAUGGCAGAUUAGGGGCCUGGCCGCAGCAAUGUGAGGCCCGUAAUCUGCCAGCACCCUAUGACAAAAUGGGAACACAGCAGCAGUGUGAGGAGACCUGAAAGUGGCACAUGGCAUGACACACUGCGGACCAAUGGCAGGUAGCCAUGGGGCCCAUGGCAGAUUAGGGGCCUGGCAGCAGCAGCAAUG
Staurois parvus is the source of this 341-nucleotide messenger RNA. The record is from the annotation of a GenBank genome assembly. Lineage: Eukaryota; Metazoa; Chordata; Amphibia; Anura; Ranidae.